AAAAGGCCUUCUGAGUGGCAGCGGGAGAAGGUAAACAGAGUAGCAUCACUCUCCCGGCCGCCCCUGGGUGCUGCGGGCGGGCGGGGCGGGGGUCGCGCGGGGCUCGGCGGAGGAGAGGCGCUGAGCGAGACGCGGGAUGGGCUUCGGCGAAGUCGGUGCUGAGCGAGACGCGGCCGGAGCAGCGAAGAGCCGCGAGCGACUCGAGAGGGAGGCGGGCGGGCAGCGCGGGCUGCAGCUCACGGUCGUCGCCGCUGGGGCGGAGGUUCCCGCCGGGCGCCUUCUGACGAGCGCGGCCGCGACGAGGCUCCGCCAAGUCUGAGGACGGACGGACGGGCUCCGGGCGCGAGCCAGCGAGGGAGCUCUUCGGGGCUGGGCUUUGGAAACACCGACCUCUUUUCCUCCCGCUCCAUUUGCCUCUCUCUCGGGGUGGGGAGGAGGGGCAAGAGCGAGCGAGCGAGCGGGGGAAACACCCCCUCGGUGCUACUUGAAUUACUUGAAAUCGCCACUUGUGACACUGUUCUUCGCAAGGAGGCAGCCUUAGCCAAGAUUGCAGCCCAUCCCGCGUGCUCCCUCCGGGAGGGCAGGAAAACCUCCAGGAUCCGAACGCGAUCUCCCCUGGAGUUGGCCGGCAUCUGCGGGCGCGAAGGAGGGGCGGCGACCGGCGGCGGCGAGGUCAAAAGGUGGGGCUGGCGGCGGUUCUCCCUGCUUUUCUCAGGGGGGAGGGGGCGGCGGGCACGGAUGGUCGUGGUUAUGUAAACGCCGAACCGCGGAAGUGGAUCCUUUUGCCUGAGCACCUCCCCCCGCGAUCUGCAGCCUGAAGGCAGAGCAAGGAGCCGCCCGGAGAUUGCAGCACCCCCUCCCCAACCAGCCGCCCCCCGACCCACCCAGCCCUCCCCGAGGCAGCGACGGACCGACGGGCAGCGACCAAGCCCCCCCUCGCCUUCCUGCCCUUGGAUCUACUCGCUUUCGCCACUCCUCCUUUCCCCUGGUGGGAAGCGUGGCUGAUCGGCGGCCGCAGGAUGUCCGCGGUAGCGUACAUGGACUUCGUGGCUGCCCAGUGCUUGGUGUCCAUUUCCAACCGCUCCGUGGCACAGCCAGACGUGACCCGGGAAGCGGAGCUGCUGAAGAUGCCCGAGGAAGAAGAGGACGAAGCUGCCGCCGCCGCCGCCGCCGUGACCAAAGAGAUGAACGACCCCAGGGACGCCUGGAAGGAUUAUUGCACUUUGGUGACCAUUGCCAAAAGCUUGUUGGACCUGAACAAAUACCGACCCUUGCCGACCCCCUCCAUCUGCAGUGACAGCGUGGAGAGCCCCGACGAGGAUGCGGGGUCAGACAGCGACGUGACCACCGAAUCCGGGUCGAGCCCUUCGCACAGCCCCGCCGAGGGGCAGGAGGCGGGCAGCGGGUCCGACCCGCUCUCGCUGCUUCGCGGCGGGGCGCCCGCCAAAGGGAAGCUGGCCACGGAAAAAAGACACAAGUGCCCCUACAGCGGAUGUGGCAAGGUCUACGGCAAAUCGUCCCAUCUGAAAGCCCACUACAGAGUGCAUACAGCAUCAGUAUCUUUGUGGCUUCUGUGUGUUCCUAACAAGCUGACUAUUUAUCACAUAUAUGAAGGAAAAGGAUGCUUUGCAGACCUGCUGCCAGCUGGCCAUGAAGUAUCCAGACGCUUGUAAACCUCUGGAUUCAGUGAGAGUGGAAUUCUUGAUCUUGAGUCUUUGGAACUGAGUGUUCAGACUCUGUUGCCCAGCCAGGAAUCAUUUACUUGGGAUAGUCCAUGCCAGAAGAAGAACGAAGGAGUAGCAUGGCCAGUGCCAAACAUUGGGAGAUAACAGCAGCAUUCUGGAACAUGGAAGAAAUCCUAGUCUGAACACAUUCCUAUACUGCUCACCCAUCCAUUGAGACUUCAAUAAUUUAUGGGCAAUUUGGAUACAUCUCCGGCUAUGAUGGACAGGCAUCAAGUGGUAAUUACAAGAACUGCAUAGCCUAGUGCUGAUGCAAGCUGGUGGGUGGGUGCUUGGACAGCGGAGGAGCUCAGAAGACCCUAAGCACUCUUGGAAGAAAACAGGAAUGGCACACAUUCCAGAAGCCUUUGGCGACAAAGAGGAAUGCAAGGUAUUUUGGAGUGUUUUCUUUGUAUUGUUUGUGGUAACUGGAUUUUUGAGUUUGGGGAUUGUGGGGACAUUCAUUCAUUCUUCCUGUACCCCUUUUAUUUAUGGGGUGAAUGCAACCUUUCUAAGAGCUCCGUUUUUCCAUUCUUAGUUUUCUCUUUAUUUGUUUAAAAGCUGCCUCAGGCUGACGCCCAACUGUAAAUAGAAGCACAAUAAAUCAUCUGCAGGAUGACUGCAUUCUGCUUACAACUGUGGGCAUCCAGAGGCCCCUGAGGAGCCCACCCUAAGCUUACAAAGGACAUGCUCCACUGCUGUUUGCCUAAGCACUGAGGUUCCAUUUAGCUAUCACAGAUAAUAGUUGUAGCAUGUUAUAUGCUGAGUUCUAUAAGUUGGUUGUGUUGCAAGAAAUACUUCUUUUCUUUCCGGCCCUGAAACUAUUGCCAAUCAGUGAUACAUCAUGGUAAAGGUAAAGGGACACUUGACCAUUAGGUCUAGUGGUGGACGACUCUGGGGUUGCAGCGCUCAUCUUGCUUUACUGGCCGAGGGAGUCGGCGUACAGCUUCCGGGUCAUGUGGCCAGCAUGACUAAGCCGCUUCUGGCGAACCAGAGCAGCGCACGGAAACGCCGUUUACUGUACCUAUUUAUCUACUUGCACCUCGUGCUUUCAAACUGCUAGGCUGGCAGGAGCAGGGACCGAGCAACAGGAGCCCACCCCGUCAUGGGGAUUUGAACUGCCGACCUUCUGAUUGGCAAGCCCUAGGCUCUGUGGUUUAACCCACAGCGCCACCCGCGUCCCGGAUGAUACAUCAUGGUAAGCCAUAGUAAAUAGUUACCUUGAAUGCGCAGAUUGCUCCCACUUCACUACUCCUUGCUAGUGAGUGGGAGCAACAAACAGUGAUGUAGGAUUUAGUUUGAUAUUCCAACUGGGGGUUGUGUUGCUGUUUUGCUCCAAACAAGCCACUUUGCAAAGUCAAGGUGUGUCAUUGACUUGCCAAUUGUGGUUUGUAUGAGCAAAACAAACCUCAAUCCAUGGUGCAUCUGCAAUGUUAAAUCAAGGGUUGUGGUUUGUUGCUGCUCAUGGGCAGGGAGCAGCAAUUUGCACAUUCACAGUAAAUCAUUAAUCCUUGGGUGCGCCUGUAUUUCUAGUAUUAUGAAAGGGAGAGAAAGUUCUCUGUAUUUUCUUCAAAUCAGUCACUUUUUAAAAAUUGUCUAUCAUGCAUGCUCCAAUUCAUAUUUUUUCUAAAAGAGCUCCAAAUGCUUUAGCCCUUUUUUGUGGUGCAAAUUAUAACUGUAACCUGUUUCCCAAAUGUGACUGCACCUUAGAUGUCUAUAAAAGCUUUAUGGUGCAUGUUUUGUUUUGUUUUCAUUUCAUUUUCAAUCUGUAUCCUAAUGACUCCUAACAUUAAGGCUGCAGCUGGCGGCAAGGAUAUAGAGAAGCAUACACUUGCCUUCCGUAUGUGUAUCUGGUCAUUCACCCCUCCCAGGUGGCAGAUGCCACCCUUAUCCCUGAAACUGCUUUUUAAAGGGAAAUGCUCCCCCACCUUUUUUGAGCUUGAAAGAAGCUCUUGGGUCUUAAGGGGCAUGGGUGUAGCCAGGAUUGUUAUGUAUUUUUAUUGAAUUUUAUUGAUUUAGGGGGCAGCUGUCCCCAUCCCCCCCCCUGGCUAUGCCCAUGGCCCUGGGCCUCCUCUGAAGAGGGAACUCCACAAGGGAGGGAGGAGAGCAUGUUCAGAAUGUGGGCAUGUACCCCCUCUGGAUCUGACCAGGGAGCCAGGGUUGGGAUUCAGAUUAGGGUCUCUGGAUUUGGGGUUUAGGUGUGCAUUGGCUUGUUACCUCUGCUGUCAACCCUAUGUGGCUACGCAGUGUCAUCAGCUAUUAUUGUCUCCCUGUACCCCUGACCCUAACCCUAUUUCUGCAUUCGUAUCAGUUAAGAUGGGCUGGGGAGUGGCUCCCCCAAAUUCAUUUGAGAGCUGGGAGUCUGGGACUUUUCAAAAGCUGCUACACUUCCAUAGAAUUUCUUCUCCAGUAAUAGCUCCAGGGGCCCAACCCUAUUUUAGUUCAUAAAGUUAUUAGCAUUCUGGGGAAACAUUUUAAUUUUUAAUUUUACUGCUGGUUGAAUAUUAUAAACACCCAAACACAAUUUUUAAAAUGUAGUUAGCACUCUUUCUCAGGUAGUUGAAGUCCAGCAGAAAAGACUUGGACCAAAGCAAGGCCACUAAGAAACAAGGGGGAGAUGCCAGCGUUCUCUAGUGAACCUCAGGGUAUUUACAAGGCAAUACCUCCCCCCCCCUCAAUAAAGAGAGCCCAAUGGGGACUGAGCAUACUUAGUCCCCUCCAGGAGCCAUAAAAUGUGGAGUGUCAGUUUGAAAAGAGAAAGGGACUAAGAAGGAGAAGAAGCAGAAUGUGGAUUUGAUAUCCUGCUUUAUCACUCCCCGAAGGAGUCUCAAAGCGGCUAACAUUCUCCUUUCCCUUCCUCUCCCACAACAAACACUCUGUGAGGUGAGUGGGGCUGAGAGACUUCAAGGAGAGUGGGGCUGAGAGACUUCAAGGUCACCCAGCAGCUGCAUGUGGAGGAGCGGAGACGCGAACCCGGUUCCCCAGAUUACGAGUCUACCACUCUUAACCACUACACCACACUGGCUCUAAGAGAGGGAAAGGGGCUGAGCUGGCCGGCUUGAGCCCCAUAGAUGGCAUAGCUGGCUGCUGGUAGCCUGAAGAGCAGCCGCUCCCCUGUUAAAAGAAGAGGAUGCAGGGCACAGGGCAGCAUUUUGUUUCAGGUCGGGGGAUCUAGCUAUCAGUGUUUGAUUGUAACUUCUAUAUUUACCUCUUGGACUUUUUUGUAAGUAAAGCGGCCUAAUUGGCAGCAUAAUAAGUUUAAAGCACUACUUUAUGUGUGGUGCACUUUUUCAAUGGCCAAGGCAUGGAAGCAAACAGUAUCAGCUGUCAGGAGGAUUUGGUUUUAACCCCCUUUUCUGGUCUUAUCUCUGUGCCCUUAGAGUACACUAGUGUAAUAAAAUGAAUGUUGGGGAGUAUACUCCUACCACGUGGACGCAUCACAGCAUUUGCCAGACCAGCCAUUUGUUUGCAGGGAUUCUGCGCCUGGACUUCACUUGAAUUUACAGGCCUUCCUCCAGCUGAUCUACUGAAACUGUUGCCAAGUAGGCAGAUUCAAGGCCGGCCAGCCAGCCAGCCAACUGCAGGAUAGUAAAGUACAAGACAAACAACUGACCUUCUUUGGCAGUAAUUUACCUCAGGCCACUGGCAUAAUCUCUGUAAGUUUUAGGAGCAGCAGUGUCCCAUCACUGCAAGCUUGUGAGUAUGCCUAAUACUUGCCCUGCCCCUAGGGAACAUUAUGGUUUCCAUCCAUAGAAGUAGAGCUCUGGAGCUCUGUUUUUUAUUUUCUUCCAGAGCAGGGCUAAGACAACAUGGAGCUUUCCAGGUGUCGCUGAGCUCCAGUACCCAGCAUCUCUGACCAUUGGCCAUGUUGAUUGGGGAUGGCAAGAGCUGGAGUCCAAGACCAUCUGGAGAACCACACGUUUUCCCAUCUGUGCUCUAUCUAGAGCUCUUGGUCAACAGUGUUUCCUGGCAAAAUACAGGGCUGUUGUUAACCUGCUCUGUCUUCCGCUCCCCAUUUCUGUUUCCCCAUAGGACCCAUUUUCCCUCUGCAGAAGCUGAACUCUGAGCGCAAUUGGCACCUUGCUUACCAAGCUGAUAUGUGCAAGAAGGUGAAUGCAAGUCGUUUUAUUUUAUUGGAUUUUCUGCUACUCUGUGGGCAUUAUUAA
This is a messenger RNA of Zootoca vivipara (common lizard), 5887 nucleotides long. The record is from RefSeq and is a predicted model, not a curated record. NCBI's taxonomy places the organism in Eukaryota, Metazoa, Chordata, Lepidosauria, Squamata, Lacertidae.